Molecule: messenger RNA, 4374 nt
Organism: Leishmania braziliensis MHOM/BR/75/M2904
Lineage: Eukaryota; Euglenozoa; Kinetoplastea; Trypanosomatida; Trypanosomatidae
Exons: 1
Coding region: 1-4374 (1457 amino acids)
Source: RefSeq, a predicted model, not a curated record
AUGCCUUCGCCCAGUCCCAGCGCCGGUGCCAUACUUCCCAUGGUGGCUGAUAUCGUGGAGCGUAAUGCAGAUUUCAUCUUCGACACAGCGGCAGGCUCAUCUCCGUCGCUUGCUGGGCCCUCACUCCGUCCAAUUCAAGCAGUCGCGGGUCAGGCCUUCCCUGCGGUCAGGACGCGGCAUUCGUACCAUCGGAAGCGUACAAUCGCGGACGAGGGAGCCCCUCAUCUCUCCGUGCUGGAGCCUUCUAGAGCAUCGUUGCCUUCCACUUCCGCCAUCGCACAUGUCACAGGCUUCAGCGCACACGUGCAGCCUCAAGAUGCAACCUUGACAUCGGCGGGCUCGUGUGCGGCUGGCAGGGAAUUCUCAAGCGUGCCUGGUUCCCAUACGCGGGUUCCUGAAGGAGACACGGAACCUGUGCUUGCCGCUGGUGGCUCUGUCCAGCAGUGCUUGCCGGCACACCAGUGGUCUGUCUCAGAGUUUGAACAGCUCCAAUCUGGCUACUACGUGAGACCUGUGGAUGCCUUUUACUCAAAGCUCAGUGCCACUGGGAAGGAGGAGACGACCACCGCUCAUCUCACUUCACCCACGUCAUUGCCUUCUUCUUGCGUAAGCGGUGAGGCGUUCUUUUCAUUGUUGUUUAAGUGCGUUCGCAGCACAGUGCGCAGGCAUCAGCAGCUGGCGCUGGAGGUUCUGCUGGCGCACCUGGACGGCUUGGCAAUGGCCACCACUGCGCCAGAGUCGGCCAGAAGGGCGGAGGCGGUGGCGCUGCGAGACCGCUGCCUGCACGGCCCCAACUGCGCCCCAUUUGUGUUCUUUCUUCUCGAGAUGCUUGUCUCGGCGGGGCAUCCGGCAGUAGUGGAGUUGGCUGCGACUUGUUUGCUACUGCUGUUUCGAGGCCUGACUCGCGGUGAGCCGGCCGGCUCAAGAGGAAGUACCGCAGCUCCUGCACCUGUAGAGGGUGCACUCGGGAGCUGCAGCAGUGUUUCAGUGCUCAUGGAGGCGAUCUCCGAGCUUGGCUGCCCAGCAGGGGACGCUCCGGAGGAGGACACGGAGGAGGGUCGCAACGAUGACAGAAGCAUCGAUGUUCAGGACAGAGAUGCUGGGAAGCCCACAGAUGACCCCGAUCUCCCGUUUAGCGAAGUUUCGGAGCUGCUGCGCGGGUCAGAUGCUCGGCUGGGACUGGAGCAGCUAGGCUUCACGAAUAAGGUGUUGGGGGCAAUGUACCCGCUGCUGCUGAAUGCCUCACCCGCUGGAAUGAUGCAGAGAGGCGACGGAGCGGGAAGGAGCGGCGCUGAGGACGCCGGGGGACAGGCACACCGAGGGGGUGUCGAACCGAUCGCAACGUCGUCGACGUCUCCUUCCUCUUCCUCUCGUACCUCAACUCAUGCGGAGGUGAUUUUUCUGGAGCUGCUGCUCUGCGGUGGCAUCGGGGUAGGCCUGCGCGCGACGUGUCGGCGCGUCGCCGAGGAUCCUGCCUUCCUGACCUGGACUGAGGCCCAGCUGUCGGCGGUGGUGUUGGGUCACCGACGACUCGAGGACAUCACGGAGCUGUUGUGCGUGCUGCAGCAUCUCUCGCAUGUCCCGAGUGCGCUGCGCAGCUUCCUUCUCGGUUCUUCUAUGGAUAGGUGCCGCUCAAUCGACAGACUUGGCUGCAGCAGCCGCGCCGCCGCGGCAGUUCAUCAGCAUGUGCAGCACCGAUUCUACGAGACGUGGCUCCUUUUUUUCACCUCAGUCUGCUCCACAAGUGCGGCCGAGGUACGCACGGUGCGUCACGCAUCCGCCAUUCUGUGGACAAUGCUUAUCCUUCGCGCAUGUGGAUCUCUGAGGCACAGCGGGAGUAGCGCUGGCAACAGGAGGGAGACAGGCAAGAACGGCGCAGGGGACUCAAAGCCCACGGCCAGUCAAAGUUGUUACGGCAUGGUGCAGGACAUCAGUGACACGCUACUGGUCGAGGGAAUGCACGUCGGCGGCGGUCUUGUGAUGGAGGUGUGGUUCCUCCAGUACACAAGUGACGACGGCGCUGCAAGCGCUGCUCGCCAUGCAACUGGCAAUUUGGACCAGUACUUCCUCGACGCUGCGCGGACGGCGCUGCAUCUGUGUCGGUCUCCAGAGAACAGCGUGUCGUCUGUGACAACGGCCGAUGUCUCUAGCGGCGGCAGCCCCGAUGGUGUGUCCUUGGAGACGAUCGUGGCACAGCGUGUGCUGGCAGAGCUGCGAUGGACCGCCAGUGCGCACUUCUUUUCUACUUAUAUUGCGCGAAUGCGUCAUCGCUUGCCGGCUGUGUGCUAUACACUGUGCACCACCGCGGUCGACACUCAAGAAGCGGUGCAGCAACUCUUGCGUUUGGUGGUUAUGGACACCGGACGAGUGACCCGGGCCUUUGCGCGCUUCACGUCUCCGCUGCUGUCUGCGUCGUGGUCGGGCAGUGCUAAUGAGCUUAGCGGGGCUAACGCCGGCAGAGAGCAUCACCACCCCACCCGUGGCGAUCCUGCAUCCAUCCCCGUUGGAACUUCGACACUCCGCGUCAAGCCCGUCUCCGCAAAGGUCAGUGUUUUAUCCGCUAUCCGCGCAGUGGUGCAUUGUUGGCUGAGGGAACCAUCUGGAAACACCGAGUCCGCUGAUCGUGCCGUGGAGGCGGACUCUGCCGUUUGCGAUCACGCACUGUUGUUUCUCUGCUUGGACGCUGCGUCGCUCUACGCUAAUACCCGCAUGGCUGCUGCGCUGGCGGAAGUGUACCCUGCUGUUGCUGUCGACAUGGUGCUUGGCUAUGCGGCGUUACUCGUACGCGCAUUUGAGGAGGCGUGCCUCCGUAUGCGCGACAACGCUGCUGUGCGACUCCAGGCUGAUGAGCUCUGCACCAUGGCGGAGGCCGUUCAGAUAUUGCAGCACCUUGGCUAUAGCAGCUCUAGCAGUGAGGCGGCAUCGUCGCUCUCGACGUUGUCCACCACAGGCGCUCUUCCCGACCGCUCGCCAGUCGCACGCUAUACUCGCGAGGUGCGUAUCGGCGCUUUUUUCCUCCUUCACAGUAUAGCUGCAUCGAAGCAUUGUCUCGACGUUGUUCCUUUAUUGCUGCCGCUUCUCCAGCUGCGUCCUCAGGUGGAGAUAAAGCAGGAGAAGUCUGCCACUACUGCCGUAGUGCCGGCCGCUACAAACACUGUUGAGCUGGUAGCUCUCAUGAACUCUCUGCGGUCGGCGAUCGAACUCGCGUCUGUCCCUGUCAUACUGGGCAGCGGCAGCGACGCCACUGGCGCAUCAGCCUCGCCAUCCUCAGCGGCAAUGGUCGCCGUCAGUGGUGCACCUCGCUGCUGGGCUCUCUAUCCUCUCUUCGACGCCUCUUUUUCAGCCAAAUACCUCUGGGCCAACUGGCUGCGCGGUCUUCUGGGCCUGCACCAACGCGUGAAGGACGUGCUUGGCUGGGAUGGUGUGCUGAGUCACGUACUGCUGUGGACCCUGGCGCAUCGUAGAGAGCUGUGGGGCACAGUUGGUGGGUCCACCUGCGGCGACGCGGAGAGCGAUAUGAGUACCUCAGCCUUCUCCUCUUCUUCGGCUGCCGCGUUGUGCGAAUUGAUGGUUGAUUUGUGUGCUAUCCUGCAUGCGGCGUCAACUCUUUCCUGCGACCUGCGCUACUCCGCAGACACGGGUACGGCGAUCUCCACAGCUGCAUCACGCACCCUGGAGAUCUCACUGGCGGCGUACAGCGACGCGCCCUCUGAGGAAGGCAUGCCGCUGCUCGUGCACGCGCUUUUGGCGUACGUGGCGGCGCACUGCUCUGCUCGCACGGCGCUGGCGGCGCUGCAGGUGCUACUCGCAACCCCUGUGCUACAGCCUUCUUCCACCACCGUUACAGGGGUAGAGGCGCUUGAUGGGCCUGGUGGCGAGCAGCAGUCUUCCUGCUCUCCAGUGCAGACAGGGCCUGGCUCGCAUGGUACAUCCGCCACCACGCAAGUAUGCAUCUGGCUGCAGUCGUGGGCAGCGGCGCAGGGGCGGCAGAUACAAUCUGCCCGGAGCAUGUGCUGGAGUUUGGACGAUGUCGUCGCGCUUGUGCAGCUGGCGGGACCCCACUUUCGCUCCGAUGACUUCAACAGCCGCAGCUGCGAACACAUCUGGGGGGCGACUAGUGAACACAGGACCGUACCCGCAACAGCGGCAGAGGUGGUGCCGACUCCCACUAGCACUACCUCGAGUCUCGCUACUACGAAGGAUCCUAUGUGGUGUGCGCGUUGCCUUACUGGGGGCCUCUUGCAGUACUACGUGCAGCAGCGCAUCGCUACCAACGGAGGCCUCUCCGUGAUGGAGAAAGCGGUGCUUCGAUCGACGCUGCAGGAUCUGGACUGGUACCCUGCCGUGCUGUGGGAAAGGGUGGAAGGCGACUAG